This is a messenger RNA of Prunus armeniaca (apricot), 669 nucleotides long. The record is from the annotation of a GenBank genome assembly. NCBI's taxonomy places the organism in Eukaryota, Viridiplantae, Streptophyta, Magnoliopsida, Rosales, Rosaceae.
AUGGAAAAAUCUCAUUAUAUGGAGACAGAAGAGAGAAAUCAGAGAGCGCCUAAAGCUUCAGAACCAGAAUUUUUCUUGCAGUGGGGGAACAGAAAGAGACUCAGAUGUGUGAGAGUCAAAGGCUCAGAAAUCUCCGAGAGGCUCAAUGGUGGCAUCUUCAGGAAAAUCACAUCAUCUCGGAUCCAAAGCUUUGCGGUCUCCGCUUCAGAAAAAGAGAACUCUCAUCUUCAAUCCAAUCGCCUUACCAGGAAUUCUGAGGGGACCGUGCUCCGGUCAGGUGCAGGUGAGAACCGGAAGUCGUCUUCGCCGGAAAAGGAGGACAGGUACUACACCACAAGAGGAUCAGUGGGUGUGGAUGAGAAUGGGAAUGGGAAGGUCAUAAUGGAUGGAAAUAAUGGAGAGGACCGGGGGUUUGUGUGGCCGAAGCUUUACAUCACUUUGUCAAGCAAAGAGAAAGAGGAGGACUUUUUGGCCAUGAAGGGUUGCAAACUUCCCCAAAGGCCAAAGAAAAGGGCCAAACUCAUCCAAAGAAGCUUACUUUUGGUGAGCCCUGGUGCUUGGCUCACUGAUAUGUGCCAAGAGAGAUAUGAAGUUAGGGAGAAGAAAAGUUCUAAGAAGAGACCAAGAGGAUUGAAGGCUAUGGGGAGUUUGGGAAGCGACUCAGAAUGA